Messenger RNA from Megalopta genalis, 607 nucleotides. RefSeq names its product large ribosomal subunit protein eL31. Gene Ontology annotation, cellular component: cytosolic large ribosomal subunit; ribosome. Lineage: Eukaryota; Metazoa; Arthropoda; Insecta; Hymenoptera; Halictidae. The record is from RefSeq and is a predicted model, not a curated record. Gene Ontology annotation, molecular function: structural constituent of ribosome. Gene Ontology annotation, biological process: cytoplasmic translation.
UACUAUAUUGCUUAAAAAAACGUUACAUGUAAAAUAGUUAAGCAAUUAAAUAGUAUUACCCUACAAUAUUCUAUAUUGUAAAGAUAAUAUGCACAUAUUUUUAUGUGAUAAACAUAGUCAGUACAGUAUAAUACGGAAGCGAUGAGUUUUGGAACACUAUGAACUUAGAUUCUUUUCCGGCGAGCAAAUCUUUCGAGAGGGCAAAAUGACCAAGACAACAGAGAACAAGGGAAUGAGCACUAUCAACGAGGUAGUGACUCGUGAAUACACGGUGAAUCUUCACAAACGUCUUCAUGGUGUUGGAUUUAAAAAGCGUGCUCCACGAGCAAUUAAGGAGAUACGUAAGUUUGCUGAGAAACAAAUGAGUACUCCAGAUGUAAGAAUUGACACACGUCUCAAUAAGCAAUUAUGGUCUAAAGGAAUUAGAAAUGUACCGUUCAGAGUUCGUGUACGAUUAAGCAGAAGAAGGAAUGAUGAUGAAGAUUCCCCUAACAAAUUGUACACUCUUGUCACAUACAUACCAGUUGCUACAUUCAAAGGUCUACAAACAGAGAAUGUUGAUGCUAGUCAAGACUGAAUUGUUUCGAAAUAAAUAAUUUUCACCAAU